AUGAUGAUCUCUCGCUCACAUCUCCUACGUCCGUUUUUGUUCUCUUUACUUGUGGUCUCUUCUCUCGCUUCCAAGACCCUUCAUCUAUUUCAACAUUCACACUCCGUCAGGCAAUCGUCCUUGAUCCUCUACUUUCCUACGUUCUUUAUAAAUGAGACUCUUCUCUGUAUAGCGGUCUGGUUCUUAUUACAUACGACGUCCGGGUCGCAAUCCCUUGUUGGUGUCGCCAUUACUGGAUUAUUGGCAUUUAUCACUCUUUUCGCGUCCGCCUCUCAGAUCGGUUUUUAUUUUGUGACGGGCAGUGAGGUUCGGUGGGAUGCAGCUAAAAAUGUCGGCAAUGAUCCAGAGGGCAGGAAGCUGAUCCUGAGCGGUCUCAAACCCGUUCUCGCAGCAGCGUUGAUUCUCCUAACAGCCUCGUGGCUACUCACGCCAGGGAUCUUUGUGGUAUUUGGUCGAUGGGUUUCUAGUCUCUCUGCCCUGAUUCCUACCGACGAGCCGAGCGUGCAACUGCCCAUAUCAAACCGAAGGAGAAGAAGGCUAUCAAGGUGGUCUAGGAUUUGGACAUUAUGCGUGGCCUUGGUGACGGUUGGCUUAUGGAUCAUUCGGCCUGCAGUGCCCUUCAACCACAUGUCUGGGGCAGUCCCCUUCACCUUGUUUAUGGCUCUCCGUUCGCAGCCUCCGAAAUAUCGCCAGGCCGAUACCGAGCCCUUUCCAUUGCCAGACCUCUUACAGGAACAGUUCUGGGAGCCGGCGGAUGGCCAUUUCAAGGGAUGGGCGCCUGGCAUGGGUGAAUUUAUCUAUGCUGGAGAUUCUAAUUCGAAGCCUGACUGGGCGCCCGAGAUGUUGCCUCCUGGAUUUCACCGAUGGAGUAGCCCAGAAAAAGACGGGAUCAACCCGGACACCCCCCAGGACAAUCGCCCCGCCGCAGUCCCUCUACAAAACUACUAUGAUCCGAUCACAGACCCUCUUCGAAUCACGAAUUUGGAUCAAGACGUGUUGGAACCGCUGAAGACUGCGCUGAAAGAGCGUGAUGUCCCGAUAACUCAUGUCAUGUUGGUGCUGAUGGAAAGCGCACGGAAAGAUAUCUUUCCGUUCAAAUCGGAGUCUCACCUCCACCGCAGUAUCAUCGAGUCCUAUAACACUGAUGACCUCGGAUCUAUCGAAGAAGUCAAUCGGAAACUCGCACAUAUGACUCCUAUUGCCGAACUGCUCACCGGCGAAUCUUCCGGCUUUACCCCGUUGGACGAGACGGUGGGCGAACUGUGGAGCGAUCCGGCGGAACCUGGAAUGGGAGGCAUCAAUGUUGAAGGGAUCUUGACUGGCAGCAGCCUCUCGUUCAAGAGUGCCCUGGUGAACUACUGCGGGGUGGGUCCGUUGCCUGUCGAUUUCAUGAACGAGAUCCAGGCAGAGAUAUACCAGCCGUGCAUAAUGCACAUUCUGGAGCUCUUUAACCGGUUGAAGGAAACCACAUCCAAGGAACCAAGUCAGGAUUCCGGAAAUUCUAUGCAAUCGAUUCGGGAGCGAAAAUGGAAGUCGGUUUUUGCGCAAUCAAUUACUGGAUUAUACGAUGACCAAGAUGUGUUGAAUGAGCAAAUGGGCUUCAACAUGUCCAUCUACCGGGAAGAUAUCGCCGAACCCGAUGCCAAGUACUACCAUGAGGACAUGGAAGAGAUCAAUUAUUUCGGAUUUGCUGAAUCCGAAAUCCUCCCCUACAUGAGAGAUGUCAUCAAUGAAGCGGUGGAGAGCAAUACACGACUCUUUCUCUCGCACUUUACAAGCACGACUCACCAUCCGUGGGGCACCCCAGAGGCCUAUCCCAAUGAACAGUAUUUCGCGGGCGACAGCCUUCUUUCCAACCAUGAAGAUAUGAACAAUUAUCUGAACACAGUCCGCUACGUGGACACCUGGCUUGGAGAUAUUAUGGAGCUCCUUGAAGAGACCGGAAUCGCCAAUGAGACCUUGGUUGUGCUUGUCGGAGACCAUGGACAAGCAUUCAACGAGGAUAGCCGCAUCUCUGGAACCUACGAGAACGGCCAUAUUAGCAAUUUCCGUAUACCGCUGGUCUUCCGGCACCCGAAACUGCCCCGGAUGCAGGUCUCUGCGAACGCGACGACCAUGUCGAUUCUCCCAACAAUUCUCGACCUGCUAGUCCAGACCACGUCUCUCGACGAGAAGGAUUCCGAGGUGGCCCUGGACCUAAUGAAUGAAUACGAGGGCCAGUCUCUAAUUAGACCCUACAAGGCGAGUCAGAACGGUAGACAGGCGUGGAAUUUCGGCAUCAUCAACGCCGGCGGUACCAUGCUAAGCGUCGGAUCCGCCGCUGUGCCAUACCGUCUCAUCCUCCCCCUGACAGAAGACUACGAAUACAUCUUCUCUAACCUCGACGAGGACCCGGACGAGCUCUCGUCGAUAUGGGAGUGGCAGCUGGGUCCAUUGGUUGACCGUGUCCGUGAUAGGCAUGGCGACGAAGCCGCGAUCUGGCUGGUCGAUGCGGAGAAAAUCGGGCGAUGGUGGGUGGACGAGCGAAAGCGACUGUGGAAUUACCAUGAGACGGCCUAA
Molecule: messenger RNA, 2559 nt
Organism: Penicilliopsis zonata CBS 506.65
Lineage: Eukaryota; Fungi; Ascomycota; Eurotiomycetes; Eurotiales; Aspergillaceae
Exons: 5
Coding region: 1-2559 (852 amino acids)
Source: RefSeq, a predicted model, not a curated record